AUGGAAACGCCGCGCGUCGUAAAUGUGCGCACCACGCCCCUGGGCCGCGGCCUCGUCGCCGCGGCGGACGUGGCGCGCGGCCCGAUUGCCUCUGUGCCCAUAUACAACGCGUUGGUGCUUUGUGACGACCCUUUGGGCGGCAUCAGCGUGUUCAGUGACCGGCAGCAGCGCGAGUGGCAGGAGCGGCACGGGGAGAUGCCGCCCGAGCUGGCUGACUUCAUACAAGGCGAGGAGCGCUGGGACGCGCGCAUGGCCGCGUGGCUGCUGUGGCUGCGGCGCCACAAGGGCUACCUCUGGCGCCGCUACCUCGCCCUGCUGCCGCGGGAGGAGGACAUGGCGUGCCUGCUCAACUUCCAGGGGCCAGAUGAGAUGGACGAGCUCCAGUUUGCAGAUCUCAAGCGGGAGGCGGAGAUCCAGGCCAACUGGGCGUCGCACCUGCACCGGCAGCUGUUCGCGUCAGCCGGCGGCGGCGGGGCCGGCACGGCUCCCGCUGGCAGCAGCAGCGCCAGCGGGCGGCGCAAGGCGGUGGGACAGCUGGCGUCCUUGGACCUCAGCCGUGACCUGAAAACCUCCCUUUGGGCCCUCAGCAUGGUCAGGUCGCGCACCUUCUCCGAUGACGUCAACGGGGAGGCGCUGACGCUGAUGGUGCCUUACUGUGAUCUGGCCAACCACGGCGGCAACGAGCACAACACCACCUUUUGCGUCAGCAGGGACCGCCGCAGGCGCGUGCGGGGCCGGGGCCUGCGCUGCGCCACGGCAGCUUGCCGCCUGGCUCUCCUCUGUCUCUUUGAGCUGCGGGCCGUCGAGGCCAUCGCCGCCGGCCAGGAGGCUCUCAUCACGUAUGGGGAGGACAAGCCCAACUCCAUGCUGCUCAGAGAUUAUGGGUUUGUGAUCCAUGGGAAUCCCCACGACCGGGUCUCGUUUGCGGACAGCCAGGGCGGCCCGGAUCAGGGGCAGCAGCAGCAGCGGCAGCAGCAGCAGAAUGGCCUCAACGCGUACAGCCUCCUGGAGGCCGCGGGGUUCAAGGGAGACUUGACGACAGGCGACAUCCAGCCGCUCGGCACGGCCGGCGACAGCAGCGGCCAAGACGACGGAUCCAUCUGCUCCGUGUCCUUGACCGUUGCCCGCCGCCGCGCCGCGCUGCUCUCGCUGCCCCUGCGCAAGGCGCCCGGCGAGGACGGGGGCGGCGGCGGCCUCUUUGGCUGGGCCUCCGCAAAGGCGUGGUCUGAGUCCGGCCGGGCGCCGCCGGCGCCGCUUGCUGCGGCCGCUGUGCCAGCAGAGCGCGCGGCGGUGGCGGCGCUGAGGGGGCGGCUGCGGGAGGAGUUGGCAGCGCUGCCGACGAGCAUCGAGGCGGAUCUAGGCCACCUCUUGGACUUCCAACGGCCAGCGGCCGCGUUCGCAAGCGGAGGCGCGCCAAACAGCGGCGGCGGCGGCGGCGGCGCUCUGGGCACAGUGAAGGGGUCGCGGCAGCGGCGGGAGACUGCGCUGCGGGCGCGGUUGGAACGGAAGCUUCUCAUGCAGGAGGCGAUUCGCGUGCUCGAGUCGUAUGACCUGGCGCUCGCUGGGCGGUAA
This is a messenger RNA of Monoraphidium neglectum, 1572 nucleotides long. RefSeq lists its product as hypothetical. Gene Ontology annotation, molecular function: protein-lysine N-methyltransferase activity. Gene Ontology annotation, biological process: peptidyl-lysine monomethylation. The record is from RefSeq and is a predicted model, not a curated record. NCBI's taxonomy places the organism in Eukaryota, Viridiplantae, Chlorophyta, Chlorophyceae, Sphaeropleales, Selenastraceae. The transcript has 9 exons. The coding region runs from base 1 to 1572 and encodes 523 amino acids.